Messenger RNA from Plasmodium vinckei vinckei, 1083 nucleotides. RefSeq names its product conserved Plasmodium protein, unknown function. The transcript has a single exon. The record is from RefSeq and is a predicted model, not a curated record. Lineage: Eukaryota; Apicomplexa; Aconoidasida; Haemosporida; Plasmodiidae. The coding region runs from base 1 to 1083 and encodes 360 amino acids.
AUGGACAUGUCAGAUUUGAAUAAUAAACAAGGUGGGAAUACAUGUAAGUAUAGAAAUAAACAUAUAGUAAAAGAAAUAAAUGAUAUUCAUGAGUUUAUAAAAACAUAUCCUCAUACAAAUGAAGAACUAAAUAAUUAUUUUAUAAAAAAAGAUAGACAAAAUUCAGUAUCCCCAUUUAAAAGAUUUAUUUUUUAUAUAUUAACACAAAUAGCAAGUAUAUUAGCUGUAUGUAUAAUAAUAUUUUGUAUAGGUUUUUUAAUAGGAAAUAAUAUAUCAUCAAAAUCGUCUAUAAUAAAUUCAAUAAAUAAUAGUUAUUACUUAUCAAAUAAUAUAGGAGCACAAUUAAUUAUUGACAAGCCAUCGACUCAAAACAAGGACUCAUCUAAUGAUAAAAAUAAUGUUUUAACUUUAAAUAUGAUGAUCAAUUUUAAUUUUAAUUAUAAUAAUAUAUUUAUGGGAACACUCAUAAGUAAAGUACUACUACAUUAUUAUCCAGCAAAUGAUAUAAAGUUAAGACCAAAUGAAUAUUGCUAUAAUGUAAAUAAUUCAAAUAUUAUAAAUAAUGGGAUUAGAAAAGAUAAAAAUAAAUUUGGUAAAAAUAGUGAUGAUUAUAUUUCUUUUUUACAAGAUGAAUCAUUAAUUUUUUUAAAUUAUUCAAUUAAAGAAAAUAGAGAUAUAAAAAUAACAUAUAUAAAUGAUUUAUUAUUUUCAAAUUUAACAUCAUAUCCUAUUGCUGGUUCCGAUAUUACUGUAUCCCCAGGUAUAAUGCAUGGAAUAAGUUCUAUCAAUACACUAAUAAGUGUUAAUUAUAUUAUUAAAGAUAUAAAUAUUCAAGAUAAUUUAUUAAGUGAUUGUAAAUUAGGAAGAAUAUAUUUACGUUUGGAUUUAGUAGACCUACGUAUUAAAACUAUGUUUUUUCGUUUUGCACCACAAAUUGGAACUUUCCUUCCAUUCAAAAUACCAUGUAUAAUAAAAAAAGGAAAUACACUAACCGAGGAAAACAAAGAAUUUCGGGACAACCUUAUCAAGCAGCACAAAAUGCAAAGGUCGGCUAUUAAAAAUAUCAGUCUAUUUAUGAAUUAA